This is a messenger RNA of Oncorhynchus masou masou (cherry salmon), 1660 nucleotides long. RefSeq lists its product as uncharacterized. Lineage: Eukaryota; Metazoa; Chordata; Actinopteri; Salmoniformes; Salmonidae. The record is from RefSeq and is a predicted model, not a curated record. The transcript is spliced from 8 exons. The coding region runs from base 114 to 956 and encodes 280 amino acids.
CAGACCAUGAAGUGCGUUAAAGGCAGUGCUGCAUUUAAAGACACUUCCUUCCACCUGCUGGCUUGUGCCUGAAAUGUGAUGACCAAGGAGUCCUCAACAGCUCAUAAAGAAAGAUGGAUCGUAAUGAUGAGAGAAUCAAAAGAGCUUUAAGACGCCGCCCUUAUGUGUUGAAACCAGUUAGGGUGAACACCCCUGAUUCCGUGUUGUGGCCAACCGGCAAGGUGCACAGAAGGCCAAAGCCUUCUGGAAGGGUGACUCGGCUGAUAGAGAGAGAAUAUCAUGACGUGAUCUCAUCCUCCAGUUCUGAUGACUUUUCGAUCUACUCCUUCACUGACUGUGAAUCUGAGUGUGAUGAUGAGGAUCAUGAAAGGAGGACACCAAAGCUGAAAGUUGAGAAUGGAAAGAUGACAAAGCUUGAUGUGAGGGAUAUGGACGAGGAUGAUGAUCUGUCUCUCCACUCCUUCGAUGAGUCAGACUUCCUGAGCCCAGGGGAGGUCUCAGGUCCUGUUUCUGUCAAGAAUGGCCUCUCUCCUCUUGUAACCUCAGCACACCGGACACUGGCUGAAGCCCUACAGGCCCUGCCCUCUGCUGUAGGCUCUCCCUACCCAGUAAAUGUUCCAAGGCCUCGGCCUCUCAACCCUGUCAUUAUCGCUCCGCUCCAAACAGAGAACUUCCCAUACCGCCACAGCCCUCGCCUGGCUCCCAUCACCAAUGUGAGCGAGACCGGCAGGAAGCUGCUCCAGGAAAUGGCUGGAGUGGCCCCACAGGAAGGGAAGGUCAAUAAGAAAAAGAAGUGCAAGGCCAAAAAGGAAUUGAAGCAAGAGAAGGCCAGUAAGACGCAACAGAUGAGAAAUGUUGGAGAAAGUAAGGAGGAGGACAAGAAAGAGGAAAAGAAGAGUCUGAGGAAGAGGUUUCUUCAGUGGCUGCUGCCCAAACUGAGAUGUUCAAAGACAUAAUGGCCAACUAUUACUUCUACCACACACACACACGCACACACACACACACACACACACACACACACACACACACACACACACACACACACACACACACACACACACACACAUAGAUUUUGAGUAUUGGUUAUUCCUACAACACACACAAACGUAAUUUCAGAGACAGGAACUAUGAUUAGCUAAAUACAUAUUUUGGUCUCAUUCUUAUAUUUUGAGACAUGCAGCAUUAUUAUUUUUUUAAUGAUAUUGAUCCCUAUACAGCCUAUGAUAAUGAGUUGGAUUUACAUGCUUAGGCUUGGAAAUAUAGCCAGGAGAAGCAGGGUCAACACCUCUACUCAUGCCAUAAGUGCCAUGACAUCUUUAGUAACCACAGAGAGAUAAGACCUCUGUCUCCACAGUCUCAUGCAAAGGACAUCACCAACCUUAGGGCAGUGUCACUGGUAUUGGGGUCUUCGGUCUCCUUUGGCCAAAGUGAAGAGUUGAGGGCCCCUUACUGGUCUCCUUGCAAUAUCUGGUCUCCCACACAGAGAUGGAAAUCUACACCUGUUUAGACCUUGGAGGAUAUGGCUUCAGAUGAAAGACAGCAGAGAGAUGCAGAACGUAAAAGCUUCAAACACUGUGAUAUGCAAAUGUAGGACCAUUGUACACUGAAGUGAAGCAUGCAUCUGGUCUGAAGCAUGUCAAAAGAGUAGAAAUGAACUGGG